Messenger RNA from Drosophila pseudoobscura, 3704 nucleotides. It is a transcript of the gene HP5, whose product is annotated as Heterochromatin protein 5. The transcript has 5 exons. NCBI's taxonomy places the organism in Eukaryota, Metazoa, Arthropoda, Insecta, Diptera, Drosophilidae. The record is from RefSeq and is a predicted model, not a curated record. The coding region runs from base 249 to 2849 and encodes 866 amino acids.
UGAUUUUGAUGCAUAUGGCGCGUGUGUGCGAAUGGCGAGUGUGUUUAUUUGUGUGUGUGUGUGUGUUGGCGUCGGUGUCUAGUCCGCGUUAAUUUUCUUGCCGUGCAAAUUGUUGAAUGAAAAGGAAUUUGGGUGCAAAAAUAUAAGAACGACUCCGCUUAACUGUUCAAAUCUCUUGCACAGUGGUUAGGAGGGAACGGGAACACAACGCGACGCAACACAACGCAACGCAACACAACACACAGAUUAUGGAGUUGUUCGACAUGGUUAAAGCCACCCCACCGCCGCUACGGGUUCGGGACUCCAGCAGCUCAACUGCCAAACUGCCGGAGACACCAUCGCCGCAGCCACCAUCGGCGAUGGCCGCCGCCGCCGCCGCCGCCACCUCUUCGUCGCAUCAUUCGGACGUCGAUGCAUUGGACGCUUCCGUGGAGCCCUGCAAACGUUUCGUCGUCCGCCUAAAGCGCACCGUUUCCCGGGAACUAACCAAAGAGACGGACGAGGACAAAGGACCAAAGGGCAAGGACAAGGACAAGGACAAUGAUAAGGAUAACGAUCAUGAUUCAGAUGAUAAGGAUGGUAUGGAUGACGGGGACGAUUCGAUGCAGCAUUCGAGUCCUCCAAAAACCAAGGCCCAACAAAAGAUGUUUGCCGAUCUCCAUCAGCCAGUAUCCGCGUCCCAGCUGACCAAAUCUGUGGUGGUGCGCCUCAAGCGUUUGACCACAACAGAAAUUGAGAGUUACAUUACAUCAUUCCCCCCAUCCCCCUCCAAUACAGCCAUAUCCACAUCAACGCCCAAGUUCUCAAGCACACCUAUGCCGGGGUCACGCAAACGCGGUCGCCCGAGGAAGGAUCCAAAUACCAGUGACGUCCCAGAGACCCCCUCGCCCCCCAAGAAGCCCAAAGUACACAUCAAGGUACCGUUGGUGCAGAAUAGUGGUAAAAAUCGUUCACUCAAGCAAACGCUGGCCGCAACAGCGACGACCGAAGAGCAGCCCAGAACAAGCAAAGCGGCGGCACAGCUAAGAAGGCAGGAACUGAUCGAUCGCUUUGGCUCCCGUUUCUUUGGCUGCGUGGUAAAGCUGAAUCGUGUCAAGAUGCCAGACCAGCAGCUCAGGGGAAGCGUGGUGCAAGGAGCAGUGUGCAAGGCCAAGAAGACACUGAAGUGCCCCACCAAGGGGCGGCCGCGGAAGUCCAACCUGUCGGUGUCUUUCAGCGAAUCCGUGGAGAUUUUGGGUAGCAAUGAGAGCAGCACCCAGCGUCGCUCUACGCUGGGCUUGUCCACGAAGCGCAGGGGUUCGCCAAAACCAACGCGCCUUCAGCGUGUGGAUGCAACUGGGAAUGUGCUGGAGGAUAUUUUGCUUGCCACCCCCACGGGCAAGGAUAAGCGGCGCUCCUGCAACGGUUCUUCCGGGUCUCCGGAAGCCGGGUCUCGCAAGCCUAAGAGGUCGACCAUGAGUGUCCCGGUGAUGGGACUGGCCAGCCUGCGUCUCGAAGAUGAUCAAAAGCCCGAGAACGAUGAUGAAGAUGAGGAGUACAUUGUGCCCAACGAGCUGCCGCGCACCCAAAGAAAAAGCACUCCGGUUCCCAAGAAGCGCAAGAAGAUUUCCGUGACGACGACCAUCAGCGACAGUGAGACAGAGCAAGAGCUGCAGGAGCCGAAGGAGAAGCUGAAGAAGGGGGCCGGGUCCAAGUCCGGGUCCCAUCAAAAGGCACAAAUGCCAGAGAAAUUAACCGAAAAGAAGGAGUCACAGAAAACAGAGACGGAUAUGGAGACAGAAGAAAAGUUAGUAGAAAAAUGCAACAGCGAUAAGGAUAAAUAUAUAGUGGACGGAGAAGCAGAGAAAGUCGUGGGAGCAAAUGAAAAACGAGUCGAAGGAGAAGAGAAACCCGUCGCAAAUGCAGUGGAGGACCACAAAGAAAAAGAAACCGAGACAAAGGAAGAUCUCGAUGCCGAAAGAACAAUCAUAACGAAGAAUAGGGAAGAAAACGAAAACGAAAACGACAAGGAUUCCGAAGCGAAUGUAAAAGCGGACGGAAACGGACACGGGGACGAAAACGUUGCCGAUAAAGAAAAGGACGCCGGAGCUACCAGCUUGAUUGAAGCGGAAAUAGUGCCCGAAGCAGAGGUAAAAGUGAAAUCGGAAUUGGAACAAAAACAAGAGGUGCGCGCCGCAAACGAUGAGAAAGCGGAUGGAACUAAUAAGGAUGAGGACCUACUUGAUUUGGUCGAUGAUUCUCUCUUGGAUAAGCUAGUGCUGGAAGAAUCGGUGAGGGAGGAACGGAAAAAAGAUGAUAUCGGUGAAAUACUGGAUCUGGGUGCAACAAUGGAUCUGGAUGCAGCCCUGGAUGUUGUGGAAAUCAAAGCAGAACCACCGCUGACGGCCGAGGACGAGGAGGAUAUACUGGAAAUCCAGACUUCCUUGGAGGAUGUGCGUCAGCUGCAUACGCCCACAUCUAGUCCAUGCAGGAGCGUCGUACCCCACCAGCGUUCAGCAGCACGCAUCGACUCUGGCGACUCGGAGGCUAGUUUCAAAUCCUUGAGCGCAGAGACCGAUACCUCCAUCAACCAGGAUCUCGUCGUGACACCCCCUCGUCCACUGGAAGCUGCCCCAUCGCCCACAUUGCCAGAUGAGCUAAUAUCCAUGCAUAAUUGCAACAUAACCAGCAUUGAUACGACUUCCAGGGGGGCUACCCCGCCGAUACCAUUCUUCGCCAUUGAGUCCGAGCGCCCGUCAGAGGACGAUGAUCUGGUUACGUUACCGGAGCACGACUUUCAUCUGAGCUCCAGCCGACAUGCCAUCUCCAGGGGAACUCUGGAUGACAUCAUGACAGCAUUAGACUCUUAAGCAGCUCUGAGAAAAACUCACACAACUCAUCACACUAUAAGAAUAGAAUUUCACAUAAAAACAUUUACACACACACGCCCACAAAUACACACUGAUCCUCUUCUGAAUUCACUAAAGAAUUGGCAACUUUGGUCCCGAAGGCAUUUCUUUUCUUAGCUGAAACUUAGUUAACUUUUAUUAUUUUCUAUUUGUAAUAGUUAGAUAUGAAUUUUUGCUUUUGUGUUUCUUCUGGAUUUGUUGGUUGUUUUUCUUUCCUCUUUAAAUGUUUAAAUCCCUCAAAGUUUAUUAGUUGGCUAAAUUUUCUUUUGUUUCUUGUGAAAAGAAAACCCUCUAGCUAAUCAUUAAGUUUCCUGUUUAAUAAUGCUUAAAGUUCGUUUUGCUUAAAACUUGAAAAGUUUUCGUGGGCCUCUCCAGGACGCCGUAUUUCGGAUCGGCUUCUAAAGAAGCUUCCAUAGCCCAUACCCAUACCCAUUGAAAGGUCGAUCAUUUUUCCCAUCGCAUGCCCUCACCCCUCGCCCCAUUCCCGAGGUUUUUCAUUUUAUUUUUUUUUUGUAGUUGUAAGUUUAAUAGCUGUAUAGAAGAAAAGGGGAAACCCCUCAAGGAAAGUGGGUGCAGGGCAGGAAAGGCUUUGGGACAGUUGCGACUCUAGUCUGAUAAACACACACACACACACAGACACACACCUAUGUUAGAGGGGAUUUACGUUAAGCAAAAUGAGGAGCAAAAUUCACGACAUUCGCAACACAGAAUGUCAUUAUGUUUUGUUAAUAUAAUAACCGUAAUGUUUAAGUUGCUUAAACAUAAUGUUAUAUAUAUAUAUAUAUAUUAAUUAUAUUCUACAGAUUAAACGGUUAA